AUGCGUGUCUGGGCCAGCUUCUUCAUCGCCAGCGCUGCCGUCGUCUCCAGCUUUGCCCUCGUUUCGGCUGUAGACCAGGAAUGCGCUGGUCAGCCCAAGUGCAUUGGCAUCCACCACGACAUUGUCGAAGAUUACACCGACGCCUGCCACGAGUUCCUUACGAUCGCCCAUUAUCACAAGUGCUGCAACGACAAGUGCGGCAACAACGGUGGCAACAAUGGUGGCAACAACGGUGGCAACAACGGUGGCAACAAAGGUGGCAACAAAGGUGGCAACCACCGUGGCAACCACCGUGGCAACCACCGUGGCAACAACGAUGGCAACGACGAUGGCAAGAAGGAGAAGGAGGAGGAUGACAAGAAUGAUGACAAGAAGGACAAGUCUCACUCUAAGGGGAACUCUGAUUCGGAUGAGAAGACGAAAAGGUACUUGCGCAAGUUGUAG
Messenger RNA from Hyaloperonospora brassicae, 444 nucleotides. Lineage: Eukaryota; Oomycota; Peronosporomycetes; Peronosporales; Peronosporaceae. The record is from the annotation of a GenBank genome assembly.